AUGAUUCUCACGGCACGCAAUGAUGAUGUUAAUGAGAUUAAUGUCGAGGCACUUAAUUUUUUGGACGGAGAUACACACACAUAUCUAGCAACUGAUAGGUUGGAUCCCGACGAAAGUGGUAGGAUACCACCUAUAAGCAAUGAAUUUAUGCAAAAUAUAAACCCUCCAGGAAUGCCUUUAUUCAAACUACAACUGAAAGUUUGGUGUCCGAUAAUUCUGAUGAGAAAUCUCGCUCCCUCGGAGGGACUUUACAAUGGAACAAGGUUGUUGGUGACGCACUGCAGGAAGUAUCUUAUACAAGCAAAAAUUCUGACGGGAAAGAAGAGAAAGAUCGUAGAAAAAGUGAUGUUGCCUAGGAUAUUAUUCCAGCCCAAUAUUUCAGAGUUGAACAUAAAUAUGCUGAGACGCCAGUUUCCGAUUCGGUUGGCGUAUGCAAUGACGAUCAACAAAUCUCAAGGACAGUCGGUGCAACACGUUGGCAUUGACUUGAAGACACCCGUGUUUUGUCACGGCCAACUCUACGUUGCUUUGUCAAGGUGCACCGCUGCAAGACGAAUAACUGUGCUACCCGAAGAUGAAUCAGACGGUUUAAAAACAACUAAUGUCGUCUUCCAGGAUGUUUUGUUGUGA
Messenger RNA from Papaver somniferum (opium poppy), 630 nucleotides. Its product is annotated as ATP-dependent DNA helicase PIF1-like. The coding region runs from base 1 to 630 and encodes 209 amino acids. The record is from RefSeq and is a predicted model, not a curated record. Lineage: Eukaryota; Viridiplantae; Streptophyta; Magnoliopsida; Ranunculales; Papaveraceae. The transcript has a single exon.